AUGCCCACCAUAUUAAUAUCCGGAGCUGCCUCUGGUCUAGGACGGGCAUUCUUGGACGCUUACUCGAUUGAAAAAACCAACAAUGUCAUUGCAAUUGACAGAGAGAACAUUCACCUGUCCGCAUAUCAUCAUCGUGCAGCAACGAUAACAUCUCACAUUGUCGAUGUCACUGAUGAGAAAUCCAUCAACGAUUUUGCCGCUUCGUUGAAUGAAACACCCAUUGAUCUUUUCAUUCACAGCGUGGGUAUUCGCGGUUUGGUCCCUGCUGUGGAAAAUGCUCAACCAGAAUCUGUUGCUGCCGCCGAAACUUUGGAUGUCAUGGACUUGUCGACCCUCAUGCACACCUUCCAAGUAAACUCUGCUGCUACUUUUCUUCUUGUUCGAUCUCUUCUUCCGAACCUGAGGCAGGCAAAUGCCGCAAAGGUCAUCAUCAUGUCUUCACGAAUGGGCAGUGUUGGACACAAUACUACAGGCACAGCUUAUGCAUACCGUGCAAGCAAGGCCGCCCUCAACGCUAUCAUCAAGAGCUUCAGUAUUGAUGUGCCUGAGGUUGUAUUUGUGCUUUGCCAUCCAGGACGCGUAGAGUCUAGACUGGUCAAGUACAAGGAAGAAGGAGCUAUAAGUGCACAAGAGAGUGUUGCCGGACUGCUUCCGCUUGUUCAGCGCUGGAACCACAACGACAGCGGUCAAUUCUACGAUCGAUUCGGCGAGCCCAUUGUGUGGUAG
Molecule: messenger RNA, 726 nt
Organism: Aureobasidium vineae
Lineage: Eukaryota; Fungi; Ascomycota; Dothideomycetes; Dothideales; Saccotheciaceae
Source: the annotation of a GenBank genome assembly